This is a messenger RNA of Petromyzon marinus (sea lamprey), 1631 nucleotides long. RefSeq names its product FKBP prolyl isomerase 14 (gene FKBP14). The record is from RefSeq and is a predicted model, not a curated record. Lineage: Eukaryota; Metazoa; Chordata; Hyperoartia; Petromyzontiformes; Petromyzontidae. Gene Ontology annotation, molecular function: peptidyl-prolyl cis-trans isomerase activity; calcium ion binding.
CGAUGUAUGAAUCGGAAUACCGUUAUGCUAAUCGCGCGUGACGUCACACACCCCCAUCCCGUGACGUCACGCCUUGCCACGCACGCCGCCCCGGCUGAGGAUCGGCCGAGCUCGCCCCCCCUCGCUUCUCACGCCGCGAGCUUGCGAUGGACUCGGCUCGCUCGCCGCCGCCGCCGCUGCCCCUGCUGCUACUGCUGCCCCUGCUGCUGCCCCUGCUGCUGCUGCCGGAGCCGCGAUCGGCGGCAGCCGCCAAGAUCCCCGAGGCGGAGGUGAAGGUGGAGGUGACGCACCGGCCAUUCCUGUGCCAUCGCAAGAGCAAGCGAGGCGACCUCGUGGCGCUGUCCUACCGCGGGUUCCUCGAGAACGGCACCCGCUUCCACUCCACCGACGAGCACAACAAUGGUCACCCCGUGUGGGUGACGCUGGGGGUGGGCGAGGUGAUCCGGGGCUGGGACCGCGGCCUCGUGGGCAUGUGUGUGGGCGAGAAGCGGCGCCUCAACGUGCCGCCCGCCCUCGCCUACGGCAAGGAGGGCAAGGGGCGAAUCCCGCCGGACGCGACGCUCGUCUUCGACAUGGAGCUGCACGAGAUCCGGAACGGCCCCCGCUCGCACGAGUCCUUCCAGGAGAUGGACCUCGACGACGACUGGAAGCUGUCGCGCAUCGAGGUGGAGGAGUACCUCCGCAAGGAGUUCUCCAAGUCCGGGGUGAACCACAACGAGUCGUACCAGGGCCUCGUGGAAGACAUCUUCACCAAGGAGGACGAGGAUGAGGACGGCUUCAUAUCGGCACGCGAGUUCACCUACCGGCACGACGAGCUGUGACGCGCGAGAGCGGCGGGGGAGCGAGCGGGCGGGCGAGUGGGUGGGCGAGCGGGUGAAGUGGGCAAGUGUGUGCGUAAGUGGUUGGGUGAGUUGGCAUCGUAAGGUGGCGCAUCGGCCAGUCACCUAAGGCGGUCGACCUAUGGUCCCUGGGUCUGUACCGUGACCUCCUGCAAGCGGGCGUUCGAGACUUGAACCGGCCCUAAAGUGCACCUGGCCUGGCGCAAGCGCGUGGUGACGUCACAGACACUUAGUGGCGAAUGGUGGUUGUUGUUGUUCUUGGGCGAGUUGAACGAGUGGACGAGUGAGUGGAGUGAGUGGGCGAAUGAGUUGAGUGGGUGAGCUGGUGGAGUGGGUGAGUGUGUAGGUAAAAUGGUUUGGUGAGUUUAAUCAGUGAAUGAGCAGAUGAUUGAGUGGAAUGAGUGAAUGUGCGAGCGGGUGGGUGAGUUAGUGAGUGGAGUGAGUGGCCGAGUGGGUCUGUAACUGAGUGAGAAAGUGAUUGAGUGAGUGGAUGGGUGAGCAACUCGGUGAGUGAUUAAGUGGGCGAGUGAUUUGGCCAAGGCCUGUGGGCGCUAAGGGCAAUACAUCUCCUUUCUGUGAUACAGAAUACUACUCAAAAUCUGAAAUUGGCCCACUGCCCGAAACAGUGGCCAGCUGCUGAGAAGUACGGUUAAAUAUCCCUCACGGCCCGCGUGGGGAGUGGUGGUGCAGCGCUACGAACCCAGCGACCGGGGUUGGAUUCCCACUCGCGGCCAACACCGGUGACUAUUAUCUGAAUCGGUCCUUGACCUCCCCUAGGUCUACUCAGCCUGA